Molecule: messenger RNA, 4140 nt
Organism: Mauremys mutica (yellowpond turtle)
Lineage: Eukaryota; Metazoa; Chordata; Testudines; Geoemydidae
Product: acyl-CoA desaturase-like
Exons: 6
Coding region: 128-1204 (358 amino acids)
Biological process (GO): unsaturated fatty acid biosynthetic process; response to fatty acid
Cellular component (GO): endoplasmic reticulum membrane
Molecular function (GO): iron ion binding; stearoyl-CoA 9-desaturase activity; palmitoyl-CoA 9-desaturase activity
Source: RefSeq, a predicted model, not a curated record
GGAUCACGCCCCCCGUGUCAGCCCCGGGGGCGGUGCAGCGCAGCGCCGCAGAACGCAUCUGUCGGCGCGGCUCCUGCAGAGGCGAUCAGAGCGCGCUGCGAGCAAACCCAGACAGGUUUCCCUUCGGAUGGCUGCGCGUUUGCUUCGGGAGGAGAAGCUCUCCAAGGAUCUCCCUUCCUUCACCACCACUGCUACCACCAGGGCGACGAGGAAUGGGGGAGCAGGCAAGGAGAAGGCUCUGUCCAACCAAGAGGACUUGGGAGGAGACCGGGGCAUGACAGACGAUAUCUUUGACAAGAGCUACUGUGAGAAGGAGGGCCCCAAGCCUGCCAGGAGAUACGUCUGGAGGAACAUUGUCCUCAUGAGCCUGCUGCAUUUAGGGGCCUUGUACGGGUUGUGGCUGAUACCUGCAGCAAAGCCUGUCACCUUGGUAUGGGGGUUCCUGUGUUUCCUGCUGAGUGCUCUGGGGAUAACAGCGGGAGCACAUCGCAUCUGGAGCCAUCGGUCCUACAAAGCCAGCUUGCCCCUCAGGAUCUUUCUGGCCAUAGCCAACUCCAUGGCUUUUCAGAAUGACAUCUAUGAGUGGGCCCGAGAUCACCGCGUCCACCACAAGUUCUCCGAGACGGACGCGGACCCUCAUAACGCCACACGGGGCUUCUUCUUCUCCCACGUUGGCUGGCUGCUGGUGCGCAAACACCCCGAUGUCAUUGAGAAGGGCCGGAAGCUGGACAUGACUGACCUGAGGGCUGACAAAGUGGUGAUGUUCCAGAGGAGGUUUUACAAGCUUUCUGUGGUGGCCAUGUGCUUCCUGUUCCCCACCCUAGUGCCCUGGUGCUUCUGGGGGGAAUCUCUCCGCAACAGCUUCUUCCUCCCUGCCAUCCUGCGCUACGUGCUGGUGCUCAACGCCACCUGGCUCGUGAACAGCGCUGCACAUAUGUUUGGCAACCGGCCCUAUGAUCGAAACAUCAACCCCCGGGAGAACCGCUUGGUCACAUUUGGAGCCUUAGGCGAAGGCUUCCACAAUUACCACCACACCUUCCCCUACGAUUACUCCACCAGCGAGUUCGGCUGGCACUACAACUUCACCACGGCCUUCAUCGAUCUCAUGUGCCUCCUGGGGCUCGCCAGCGACCGCAAGAAGGUCUCCAAGGAGACCAUCCUGGCUCGGAAAAUUCGGACUGGUGAUGGGAGCCACAAUGGCUGAGGGCCCAUUUCUCCCCCACAUUUUAUUUCCCCCCAUGCAAGCUGGGCACAGGGUUUUAUGUUCUAUUUACUAACCAUUGAAUAAUGCUACCAGGUUGCUUCAGAUGAUGAUGAUUUUAACCCUCCUGCACAAUGUAUUUUAAAUGAUGUAUUUAAGACCUAUAACUUUUGUCUCUCUAAUGCUCGGCCCUCUCUCUCCUCUCUUCUUUUUUUGUUCUUUUGUCUCUCUGGCAAGAUCUUUCUCUUUCCCUCUAAUCCCUCCAUGCUUCAUUCUCUCCUUGGCAGGGAGCUGGUUGAAAGCCUGUCCAGGGCAGAUCAUGCCAGUGGCUGAAGAGUUGAGCCAAAGUCAGGGACUCUUUCCCUAGAAAUCCCCCCUUUCCUGCCUCUGGCUCUCCUGCCCUCCCAGGGCUGCUGAUUCAGGGCAGACAAAGUGGCAGCUGAUGUGGCCACAUCCAAGCGAAUUGAUCCUGUGUGUGACCAGCUAGAAAGCGGGGAUGAUGCUAUGUCAGAGACCCAGGGGAGCCUCGUGUCUGUGCAGAUGGGCUUCCUGCAGCCAAUUAACAAGUACCUGAUAGAAACUGACACCAAAGCAGGGGACACUGAGAGGGUUAAAGCAUGAGAAAGUUACAGGGUCCCAGCCCAGUGCUCUGAGUGACCCCUUCCCAGCACAGCCCCUCUGAAGCCAGGGGGGAGAGCCACGGCUACUGGGCAGAUCCAGGCUGGAGAUGGGACUGAAUUGUCCCACUGUGCUGGGGGCAGGAAAGCAUGUUAGGGGGCCCAUGAUCAGCUCCCAGCCCCUUCCAAAGCAAAUCAGAGAUGCCUUGGGGACAGUAGCUUCCUGUUGCACAUUGUGGCCAUUCCCUCUGCUAUCGGUGAGGAGGACACAACUCCCAGUGGGAAGCACUGGUGCAGCCAUUGCCGAUCAUUCGGGGUAUUGGCUAAAGCAUCUUGCUCGUGUUGCUGAUGGUGGCCAUUCCCAUAACUCCCCCCAACACACGGUGCUAGAGCAGGGUGCUGGCGCCUGGGCCGUGUGUAAUUCAUCCCCUGCAGACAGGUCCUUCGCUCCGGCGAGGGGGUCCGCUGCACAGCGCCUGGGCAUGGAAGGUGCCUGUUUCACUCCUUGGCAGCACUGACAGUGAAGGCUAAUGCCAGGCGGACUGCACUGUCUGAGGCCUCAAGACAUUGGGGGAAGGGUUAAAACCCUUGUGCGUUUCACCCCAUAGCACUUGCAGAUGCCACGGACGGGCUUGGUGGGAUGAGGCCCCAUUCCCAUCAGCCACUUGCCAGACAGUCCUGGGUGAAAGCUAGCGAGGUGCCCAGGCUGCUGGAUCCUGGGGCAGAGCUGGGAAAAGCUGGGCUGGGGUGGAGGAAUGAUGCUGAGAUGCUCCUUCCCCCACCCCAGCUGUGCUGCGUAUCCUCAAGGGCAGGCUCCAGCCUUCCCAUGCAGGCCAAGGUGAGCACAGCACUGCUGAUGUCUUCCUGUGGUCACAGAGCUCUUGGUGUCAGCCAAGAAGUUGUUCCUGUGCUUUGCCGUGACCAGAACUGUCCAGCUUUGCAGCCCAGCAGAGCAGCCUGCCCUCUGACUGAGCUAGUGAGAUGAACAGGCUCAGGAGCGGGCCACCCGCAUAUAAUCCAGUCGGGAAGCUUUUAAUUCCUGGGCUCUAAACCCGGGAGGUGGAUGGCUGGGUGGGAUUCCCCAUGGCUGAGAUUUAUACCUGCUCAGAGGGUGGCUGUGGAUAGUUUUAUCCAACUGGAUACAAAGAAACUUGCAUGUCAUAAUCCUGGGCCAGAGCCAUCCCUGGUCCAAACCCCACUGACUGGAGUCUACACCCUGGGUGAAUUUGACCUCCCCCAAUAGUUCUUCCCUCACCUCGUGAUCCGGACAUGUUGAGUCGUGUAUCUGAAGAGUAGAUUGCAUCACACAACAUGCUACGGCAUCCACCAUCCUCUCAGGAGAAAAGCAAGGGGUUGAUUCGGGCAUUGCCUCUGAAUCCCAAGAGUACUGAUCACAUCCAAAAAUCCUGACGCAGUGGGGAAGCAGAGUGGAAGUAGCCAAACAGCGCCGGUGUUUGCCCAGUCACUGUUGGUAGAUUGGCAUACAUCUCUGACUGCCUUAAGUCUAUAAUACACAUAGGAGUAUUGACAGCUAUUUGCAGGAUGUUUUUCUUUCCAUGAUGAAUUAUGGAAAUUUGAUUUAAUUAACUACCACCAUCAAAUUGUGGGUGCAGGUGAUUUUUGAAUGUAUUGAGUUAGAAUUUGUUAGAUUAAGGAACAGAUGCAUCAUUUUAAAUAGAACCUUGUUUGCUUUGUAUUUCUUUCUUUGGUGGCAUGUUUGUAUCCUAAGUGUGUUCUCUGUGAGUUUAGCUAAAGUGAAUCGGAGUGAGAGGUGGACGUAGACAAAGCACCAGCAUGUCUAGUGGCUAGAGCACCAGGCCUCCUGAGCUCUAUUGCCAGCUUUGCCACUGACUCAGUGAGAGAUCUAGGGCAAGUCAGUUAACUUCUCCAUGCCUCAGUUUCCCUCUCUGUAAAAUAGGGAUAGCACCCUACCUCACAGGGGUGUUGUGAGGCAUAAUUAAUACUUGUAAAGUGAGAACAAGGUGUGGAAGGCGCAAUAUACAUGCUAGUGGUGGCAAUGGUAGUAAAUGACUGGAUUGCAAACAGUGUUCUCAGCCCCUCUGGUAUCCUGGAGACGGGACGUGCAAGUGUUGGAUAAGAAGUGAAGGAUUGGAAGGUUGAAUCUGUGCAUCGUCUAAGCUCUGUUGCUAUUGAAAUGUGAGUGGGAUACAACUUUCCUGGUUCGGUUUCUGCAUUCUAAGAUCUCCGUGUUUUGUCUACUGAAAAACUUUGAAAUAAUUUCUACUAAUUUGGAAUCAGGCGACUGGUUGUGCUGAUCUGAACUGGUAUUUGUUCAUAAUAAAAGUUUACUUUAAAACUUGA